GUCACGCGCGCAACCCAUAGCGUGACCGCGCACUACGGGGUCGAGAGAAGUUUGAAGGGCUCGAUCCUCAGAAGAAAACACCGCAGGCUCCCGGAACGUACUCGUUGUAUUUCAGGGGUCCUCAUCAUGCCAAGAAGGAUGCUAACGCCUCACAAGUCUGUUUUCUCUUACUCCCGGCCCCCAAAGUGGCUUAAUGGUGUCAACACUAUGAAUUCAGCCGGAAGUGGUUACAGAGUCUUCUCGGCCAACUCCAGUGCAGCCUGUGUGGAACUGGCUAAGAAAAUCACAGAGAGGUUGGGAGUAGAAUUGGGCAAAGCAGUUGUUUACCAGGAAACCAAUGGAGAAACCAGAGUGGAAAUCCAGGAGUCUGUUCGAGGCCAGGAUAUUUUCAUAAUACAAACUAUCCCAAGGGAUGUGAACACAGCUGUGAUGGAGCUUCUGAUCAUGGCGUAUGCCCUGAAGACGUCCUGUUCAAGGAACAUUAUUGGAGUCAUUCCCUAUUUCCCGUACAGCAAACAGUGCAAGAUGCGCAAGAGGGGCUCCAUUGUAUGCAAAUUACUGGCUUCCAUGCUCUCCAACGCAGGGCUCACACAUAUCAUCACCAUGGACCUGCACCAAAAGGAGAUCCAGGGUUUCUUUAAUAUCCCUGUGGACAACCUCAGAGCCUCCCCGUUUCUGCUUCAAUACAUUCAAGAGGAGAUCCAGGAUUACAGAAAUGCCGUAAUCGUUGCCAAGUCUCCAGAUGCAGCAAAAAGGGCUCAGUCAUAUGCAGAGCGACUUCGCCUGGGGCUCGCAGUCAUACAUGGAGAACCUCAAUGCUCCGAGCAUGACAUGGCAGAUGGACGCAACUCCCCGCCAACAGUUAAGAACACCACUGUUCAUCCAGGACUGGGGUUCCCCUGCAAGCGGCAGCACCCGUUCCCAGGCUUAGAACUGCCAAUGAUGAUUGCCAAGGAAAAGCCUCCGAUCAGUGUUGUCGGAGAUGUAGGGGGAAGAAUUGCUAUCAUUGUGGAUGACAUCAUUGAUGAAGUAGAGAGCUUUGUGGCAGCAGCAGAGAUCCUCAAGGAGCGGGGUGCCUACAAGAUUUUUGUGAUGGCUACCCAUGGAAUUUUGUCUGCAGACGCUCCAUCCCUAUUAGAAGACUCGUCCAUUGAUGAGGUGGUAGUGACAAAUACUGUCCCCCACGAGGUUCAGAAACUGCAGUGCGCCAAGAUUCGGACAGUGGACAUCAGCCUUAUACUAUCUGAGGCCAUCCGCCGCAUACACAACGGAGAAUCCAUGUCCUACCUGUUCCGAAACAUUACAAUGGAUGACUGAGCUUGCCUGCCCACCUCACCAGCCAGAAGUAGGGCAUGUGCCCUCCCUCGUGAUGGAGAAUCCGCAGCGUAGAGGGAAGUGGACAGGGGCAGAGUAGAGCGCAGAAGAUCUAGGCAUUUUUCCAUUGCUACAUUUUCUACUACAGGCUCCUAUCGCUUCACUGUUUGGGAGGACGAGGCAAGCGCUGCAUGGCCAACAUCCGGCAGUGGUGGAGGGCAGAUUAUAUGCGAUUUUUAAGAAGGAAGGUUUUAUAGAAGGAUGCUGCAAAAAAAAAAAAAAAAAAAAAAAGCUUUGUCCAAAAAAGUUAGGACAUUUUUUUUUUUUUUUUU
This is a messenger RNA of Spea bombifrons (plains spadefoot toad), 1646 nucleotides long. It is a transcript of the gene PRPSAP1, whose product is annotated as phosphoribosyl pyrophosphate synthetase associated protein 1. Lineage: Eukaryota; Metazoa; Chordata; Amphibia; Anura; Pelobatidae. The record is from RefSeq and is a predicted model, not a curated record. Gene Ontology annotation, molecular function: magnesium ion binding; ribose phosphate diphosphokinase activity. Gene Ontology annotation, biological process: 5-phosphoribose 1-diphosphate biosynthetic process; purine nucleotide biosynthetic process. Gene Ontology annotation, cellular component: ribose phosphate diphosphokinase complex; cytoplasm. The transcript is spliced from 12 exons. Bases 127 to 1317 code for a protein of 396 amino acids.